Chenopodium quinoa (quinoa) is the source of this 3017-nucleotide messenger RNA. RefSeq names its product magnesium transporter MRS2-I-like. The transcript has 12 exons. Lineage: Eukaryota; Viridiplantae; Streptophyta; Magnoliopsida; Caryophyllales; Amaranthaceae. Gene Ontology annotation, molecular function: magnesium ion transmembrane transporter activity. Bases 297 to 1400 code for a protein of 367 amino acids. The record is from RefSeq and is a predicted model, not a curated record. Gene Ontology annotation, biological process: magnesium ion transport.
AAAUGCCAUGCAAAAUUUGAUGAUAACCACCAAACAUCGCACUCACACUCUCUUACCAGCUAUCACUCUUAAUCAGUGCCUCAUUACCAUUAACCCACCUUUCUCUCUCUUCCUAUCCUCUCAUUUUUAUUCUCUCUUCACCUUACCCUCUUCAAAUUUACCUGUUUAAUUCACUUCAAUCAUGCAAAUUUGAACUAUUUUUGAAGAAAUCUUCAGUACCCAUUUGAUAACUUGAGCAAUAUUUGAAGAAAUUGUCACUGACCCAUUUGAUAAUUUGUAUAUUAUUUGAAGAAAUUAUGGCAUUGAAGAACAUUACUUUGGUUUCCAGCAGCUGGGUUUUGUUCAAUUCAGAAGGAGAAAGCAGAUUUUUGGACUUGGAUAAAUACUCAAUUCUUAGACGUUUGAGAAUUCAUGCUAGAGAUUUGAGAAUUUUGGAUCCUCUGUUGUCUUACCCUUCUACUAUUUUGGGUAGAGAAAGAGCUAUCAUUGUGAAUUUGGAGCAUAUCAAAGCAAUCAUCACAGCAGAGGAGGUAUGGCUUCGGGAUCCACUAGAUGAAAAUGUGAUUCCCGUGGUUGAGGAGUUGCAAAGAAGAUUGGCUGUCCGAGGAGCCUUUUUCGAAGGGCUCGGAGAGGAGGACGAGCAGGCUGCUGAUUUUCCGUUCGAGUUUCGGGCGCUAGAAGUAAUGCUAGAAGCAAUUUGUAGCUAUCUCGAUGCUCGUACCACAGAGUUGGAAACUGAUGCCUAUCCAGCUUUAGAUGAGCUUACUUCUAAGAUUAGUAGCCGGAAUUUGGAUAGAGUGCGUAAAUUAAAGAGUGCGAUGACAAGAUUGACAAACCGGGUUCAAAAGGUCAGGGAUGAACUAGAACAACUCCUAGAUGAUGAUGAAGAUAUGGGAGAUCUUUACCUGUCAAGAAAAUUAUCGCGUAAUUCUUCACCUAUCAGCAUUUCUUGUGCCCCAAACUGGUGUCCUGCCUCACCUGCCGUCCGUUCGAAGAUGUCCAGAACAAGCCGAGCAAGUGGGAUAUCAGCUCAUGAGGAAAAUGAUGUUGAGGAACUUGAGAUGCUGUUGGAGGCUUAUUUUAUGCAAAUUGAUAGCACAAUGAACAAACUGACCACUCUUCGUGAAUAUAUUGAUGAUACCGAGGACUACAUUAACAUUCAGCUUGAUAACCACAGAAAUCAGCUGAUUCAGCUAGAGCUUUGCCUCAUCUCUGGGACCCUAUCCUUGUCUGUGUAUUCCUUGGUAGCUGCGGUAUUUGGCAUGAACAUCCCAUACUCAUGGAGGGACAAUCACGAAUAUUUAUUCAAAUGGGUGGUCAUCCUCGCGGGAAUGGCAAGUGGAUCUGUCUUCAUAUGGAUAAUGACUUAUGCUGGCCAUAAAGGUCUUAUCGGGAUUUGAAUGAUAAAAGUUCCAUGAAGAAAGGAGGUGCUGUGAAAAUCAUAGGGGGCAAUAUUACAAUAUUUACACAUUAUCAAAUUGAAGGAACGGGGAGAUUUGCUAGCUAUAGAGAUAUCUACAUAACGGCAUCAUGCAGUGGAAUAUUUAUGUCGUACUUUACUCUGCUAAUUGAUUUUUCUCAUACCCACUGUGAAUGAGUUUUCAUUGUCCUCACAAAGAACUUGACAGAUGUAUGUAUGCAAUCAUGUUCAAUGCAAGUCAUGUCCCCCCAAUUUUAUUACCUGUAGAAUGGUUUGCUGCAAAGCUUUAGAAUAUGUGCCCCUUCCAUUGAUGCUGAAUAUGUGAAAAGUAUAUUAUAUAUUAAGCAUCUGACCAAAACUCUGUUUAGGGUUCUAGUGUUGGUCGACCUGUAUCUUUUUCUUUUGUAUGGUAAUGGCAGGAGGACUAACAAUAGCAAGCAAACCAGACGUGCACUGCAGUGGCAAAAUCACCUGCUUUGUUGUGCUUUCCUGCACAGUGGCAGCCCUGGGAGGAGCCAUUUUUGGUUAUGACAUCAGAGUAUUAGGUGGAAUCACAUCAAUGGAUCCAUUUCAGAAAAAUUUCUUCCCACAUGUAUACAUUAAGAUGAAAGAGUGGUUGGGGAUGGAGAGUCUCAAUAGCUGCAACAGCACUACCAGCACUUGUCAUAACUUUGGUUCAUUUUUCCUCCCUGAAUUCCCCAAUAGCUUGAUCCAAAGGGACAAUGAUAUGAUCACCAAAAGGCAAAGCUUAUCUUAAAUAGUAUUCGGGGUACAACUAAUAUCCAAGAAGAGCUGAAUGGACUCGUAGAAGCAGCAUCAACCUCAAAAUUCAUCAAACACUCACUCAAUGAUCUAAUUGUCCGGUAGAAAUACAAACCUCAGCUCGUGAUGGCUAUAGCAAUACCGUUUUUCCAAAAAAUGACAGGAAUCAACGUGGUGGGAUUUUGUGCUUCUGUUCUCUUCCACAUCAUCGGGUAUGGCGAGUCUGUGUCCCUUCUCUCAUCAGUUGUAAUCAGGGUUGUGCAGAUUGCUGCAGACGUUUUCUCGAUAAUAACAGUUGACAAAGUUUGGGGUGGUGUAAUAAUGUUAGUCCCAUCUAUAGUGGUGGGAAAUAUACUCUCACCAAAGCUAGGAGAUUAUGGCAGUUUAAGUGAAGGAUAUUCCUAUGUAGUUUUGAUCCUUUUGGGCAUUUAUAGUGCUAGUUUUAGUUUCUCUUGGGGUCCUCUAGGAUGGUUGGUGCCAAGUGAAAUCUUUCAGCUCGAGAUACGUUCUGCUGCUCAAGAUAUGACUGUUGCUCUCAGCUUUACAUAUACCUUUAUUUCUUAUUGCCCAAGCGCUUUUGUCUAUGUUGUGCCACUUAAAGGCUGGGAUUUUCUUCUUCGGGGGGUGGACUGUGCUGAUGACUGUUUUUAUACACUAGUUUUUGCCCGAGACUAAGAAUGCCCCUUGAGAAGAUCGGUCUGCUAUUGAAGGAGCACUGAUUCUGGAUUAGGGUCAUUGGUGAGAUUGGCAAGGUGCCUGAAGAGAUUGUAAUUACUUGGAAGGAAAAGAUGAAACGAAAGUGUUCAGAAAAAAAAAACGUGAUGUUCUUCCUCUA